Messenger RNA from Ornithodoros turicata, 5184 nucleotides. RefSeq names its product RNA-binding protein MEX3B-like. Gene Ontology annotation, molecular function: RNA binding. The transcript has 3 exons. The record is from RefSeq and is a predicted model, not a curated record. NCBI's taxonomy places the organism in Eukaryota, Metazoa, Arthropoda, Arachnida, Ixodida, Argasidae. Bases 402 to 1517 code for a protein of 371 amino acids.
UCUGGAAAAUGAGUUUCAGAGCGACGAGACAAAGGCCCCGUCGAGUAACCUUGAAGGGCCGAGAACCUCAACGAGGCUUCCGGCGAGACAAAGAAGCCCGAAACGUCGUCGUCCAUCAGCUCCGGCGGCGGGAAACGGGGGAGGCGAGCAACCAACCACGCCUUUCCGGCGGCGAAGCGAGCGCCGCCAUUGGAGCCCGCUGCGAACUGCCUUUGAGAGAUAUCCGAGCCGCAGCGCGAGCGCUGUUUCCAGUGCGGCUUUAGCUGUGCUACGGUGGGCACGGCUUCGGUGGUGCGCGUAGCUACCGCAUAUUAUUUUCAGAGUUUUAGCUUUAUUUUUAUAACUAUAUAUACAGACAUAUAUAUUUCUCAUUUUUGUACGUCAUCUUUUACCCCCCUGUGAUGCCUGCUAGUCUGUUCUCGGAGAUGGAGCGCAGUAGCGGGGGGCUGGAGGACCAACGAGCUCUGCAGUUGGCACUCGAACUCUCCAUGCUGGGAUUGAACAACGAAAAUGACUCUCUUCAUCCAAACUUCGAAUCGGACACGAGGAACAAAAAGAGCCAGAAUACGACUGAGUGUGUACCUGUACCUAGUUCCGAGCAUGUUGCCGAGAUCGUUGGCAGGCAAGGGUGCAAGAUCAAAGCACUGCGGGCAAAAACCAACACCUACAUAAAGACACCAGUCCGAGGAGAGGAACCUGUGUUUGUGGUCACAGGCCGCAAGGAGGACGUCAGUGCUGCCAAACGGGAAAUCCUCUCUGCUGCGGAGCAUUUUUCGCAGAUUCGGGCACAACGCAAGAACAACCUCAAUGGGGGAGGACUCGCUCCAGGCCCAAACUCCAACAUUCCAGGCCAGACCACAAUCCAAGUUCGCGUCCCAUACCGCGUAGUAGGACUCGUCGUUGGACCUAAGGGCGCCACCAUAAAACGUAUCCAGCAGCAGACCAACACCUACAUCGUAACCCCAAGCCGCGACAAGGAGCCAGUGUUUGAAGUUACGGGACUUCCUGACAGUGUCGAGGCGGCCCGCCGAGAGAUCGAAGCCCACAUCGCGCUGCGGACGGGCGGUUCCCUCGACGACGACUUCCCCCCGGCACCGCCCGCGGAGUUCCCCCCCUUCUCUGCGCCUCCCCUCCCGAGGUCCCAGCAGGAGUUUGCAUUCCCCGGAGGGAAAUUCUACGGCGGAUUCGGCACCUAUGAGUCCGACGAGGGCAUCGGGGACUCUCCCACGUUCGACCCGGCGUCUGUCGCGUGGCCGGACUUUACCAGCUUCGGCGUGAAGGCCAGGAGGGACGACAGCGCGGCCAGUUCUCCGACGGAGUCCCUAGGGUCCGGCGGGAGUAAGAGGCUCAAGCGGGACUGCGUCGUCUGCUUCGAAAGCGAAGUGGUUGCCGCGCUAGUGCCCUGCGGCCAUAAUAUGUUCUGCAUGGAGUGCGCCAACAGGGUCUGCGGGAAAGGCGAUCCCCAGUGUCCGGUCUGUCACCAGCCGUGCGCUCACGCGAUUCGGAUCUACUCGUAAGAAGGGAGGGUGGUUUCUUGUUCGUCGAGUGGUUUUCGAGGUUUCCUCCGCGAAGCAUUUACUUGCUGGUAGCGACGGACUGUAGGGUUGACCGUGCCUGUGUACGUCGGCAGAAUUUUUUUACGGGGGGCAUUGUACCUGUGUUGAGGCUUAGUGAUAAUGUUUGAGUGAGAGUUGCAAAGAAGUCAGUUAUCAGGUUUGAUGGCUGCUUAUCCUAGAAUCCUGCCCAGGAAGGUGGCUAUUCAUUGUACGCACUCGAGUAUCGGUGCUGUAACGUUUUCCAGUGUGGGGGAUAACGCGACGGUCGCGAAAUGGAAAAGUACUAAAAAAAAUGCUUAACAGUGAUGUAGCUUCCAGUUUUUCAAAGUAAACUCUUACAUUAUUGUCUGUAUCGGGCAGCGCUGUUAGGUGAGUGUGCGCUGGCAUGCGCAAAGUCUGGAUCUCAAAUGACACUUCCUGUGGUUUUUUUCGAUGAGGGCUCGCUAUGAGGAAACCGAAGAAACCGCCUCGAGGAACAAACACACGAAACGUCUGGCUCACAUUUUUUUUUCUCGCAACGAGAGAGACUACAAGCUCCAUCUUUCAUCUCUGCCCUUUGGCAUAACAAAACCCAUCUCAGUCUUGCCCACCUUUCGAAACUCACACACGUAAAUGAAAACAUUUCGAAGUAUUACAGAUGUCUAUUCUUACACGGAUUUCUAACUAAAAAGGAAAAAAAAAGACCUGUCCCGGGGAAGGACAGGGACCGUCUCAGGACGACGGCAACCUCAUGCCAAACGCAAGACAACACCAUGCAUGGUAGUAGUUUCUUAAAUUAUGUGUGUGUGUGCGUGUGUGUGCUUUUCUGUUGCCAUUUGAAUGUUCAAAGAGUGGAGUGUGCAGUCCUCAAAAAUGCUGCCCAUUUGUUUUUGUUUGUCCCCCCAUUUUGUGACCGCGGGAUUGUCCAUGUUGGGAAAAGAAGUUUAUAUGUAUUAGCGCGCAUAUAUAUAUUGUAUACAUCCACGUUAGUCAGCUGUUUCACUGUGAACAUACUCAUUUUAUGAUGUGAUCUGCCCAUUUAUUAUUAUUAUGAGCCGCGUCGAUGCAUUUUCUGGUGGCGAGAUAGCAUAGGUAACAGGAUGCUUGCACAGUUUUAUUUUUGUAGCCUCCCCAUCUUUUAGUAUUCCUAUUUUUUGAACCUGUUUUUUGUCUCCUAGUAUUUUAUAAUAUAUUUGCCGCGGUCUCAUCUCGUGGAGCCUCCUGUAUGUUCAUUAUCGUUUCCGCCUGUUCUCCAUGUGUUUCAUAUCUUGCUCCGCACGUGUCUUAGAACAGUUUCUCUAUAACCUAGGGUUCCGUAUUCGGAGGCUGUGUUGUGCGAGAUACCUUACAGAACGUUGAGCGAACCAACCAGUUGAGCAUUUGAGACCUAAUUUACGCUACAACACUAACUAUGUGGGCGAUUACUGUGAGACACGCACAAAAAAAGAAGACUCUUUGUUUGAAAGGCAUUCUGGUAAAGCCUAAAUAAUAUUUAACGGUCGAAUUUCAACAACAAAAAUUUCGUAAGUAGCAUACGGAACCCUAGGUAGUUCCCAUUUCGGGCGUUUGCAGUUCCAAGCGUGAGCCACGUAUCUUUGAUUGCACCCGUUUUUCAUUGUAGUCUUCCAGUCUGCUCACAUAGUCUGUUAUGCUCUGAGUUCAUGCAGCACCGGGCAAUGAUAGGGAAAGGUGGUGAUUGCAACCUAUGCACUAAAAAUAACAGAGCGAGAGAGAGAGAGAGAUCUUAAUUUUGUAGGAAUGUUCCACGCCAUCUGGGAAGGGGGCGCGUGUCUGCUUUCUCACAGCCAGGCAAUAAAAAGUAGGGAUGGUAAAAAUACAGAGGCUUCAGGGAUACGGAUAGCGUGUGGGCCAUGUCAUAUGCAAUUUUCUUCGGCGAAAGGAGAGGAUUUGGAUCGGGAAGACGCAGAAGAGUGGCUUGCGAAGUGCUUUUCUUUGUUUCUUGUAAUAACGCUCCGAUUUGUUUGAGUGUGAAGAAAAGGGGCAGUUGAAAAUGCGUCCGAACACGUUGUACAUUGCAGGGUCUGUACAGCUUUGUGAGGUCCUCAGCUUCAUCCUUAGUGCUUCGUACUUUUUAAUUUUGUUAGCGUAGUUAUUACGAGGGAGACGUUUAUGUGUAACUCAUUUGCAUAGACUGUAUUUCAUAGUGUGUACUGCCAUUAUCCCGCAUUAUUUUUUUUUUAUCUCGGCCUCGUUCUCAAAAUAUUUGGGCGCCUCGGGGAUAUCCUGAAUGAACCCUGACGUUUAACUUUCUUAAGGAUGUUACCCGCGUAUUUGUUGAUGUUUUUUGUGGGGGGAAGUGUAGUGCCGCUGUCCUUGGUGCUAUGUAAAUUUUUUGCCAGCUUGAGGAAGCCUGCAUUGUGGGAGCUAUUGCAUUUCACCUGCUUCUUUUCAUGACAUCUCUGGAACCCCCAAACGAAAUCAAAUAUAUCAUCUAGCCAGCCUUGGAGGCACGCUCACUGGUUGACCAUAUGUCCAACACAUAUAUAAAUAUGUCACAUGCCCAUAUGUAAUAUAUCAGCAAAUGCAGGAGAGUUUUAAAAAAAAAGCUGCUAAUGUUGCCUUAAACAGAACGGAAACAGAUUCACAUGGCCGAAGGUAGUCUGGAUAGCCUUUUUUCUUCCGCGGUAUUUUUUUCCCCCCUUCUCUGCGUCUAGGGUCAGGUGUGUCAUCCAAACAAGCAUCGCUCAACUGAAAAACAAAAAAAGUGUUGCAAAUAGACUUCCUUUGAUAGAGGAAGCAUUUCUCAUUGUUCUUUUCUUUUUUUCCCCUCCUUCAUCACAUAUUUUGGUUGUUUGUUUGUGGACGUGUUUCUCCCAAAGUAUAAGUGGCAAAAUAUAUGUAUAAAUUUUAACGAGAGUUCCAUGCUGAAAUUAUUCCUCAUAUAUUUUAUUAUUCAAAUUUUAAAUAUCCCAAGAUGGAGAUGUAUUUUUGGUGUUACAGAGUCUGUGUGUGUAUUUGCGUACUUAAAAAGAGACAGAUGAAUGUUGAUUUUUCCACGUUUGCUAUUGAUAUUUUAUUUUAUCACGAAUGAUGGUUCAUUCAGAAUAAAAGUUGAUAGACGGUUUGUAAUUACAGACUGUGGUGUUCAUUUCCAUGCGACAGAGUAUAGAUAUAUUUUAAGCUACAGGAAUACAAAGCAUCGGUGGACCCUCUCGGAUCUCUCUUUGAAGCGUACGACCGCCUGGCCAAAUUCGUUCGUUCGUCUGCUAUGACCCGAGGGCGUUCACUGGUGUUUCUUACUAUACCCCUCUAGCAAUACUACAUAUAUUGUCAAUAUUUCUGGAUUGACUAUGUAAAAUGUAGAUGUAUUUUGAUCUGAACUACAGACUUGUAACUGAUUGUCUUCAGACUAGGCUUGUCCUCAGCAGGAGAAUACUUAAAUACGAUAUAUUGUCAGAUGUACCACACAGAUUAUAUAUAUUAUAUAUAUAACCUUUGGAGAUUUAAUUGGUUUGUAUUUUAUUACGCUGUAUGUGAAAUGUGUGUUAGAAUUUUGAACCAAUUGUAUGGUCAGGAUCAUGUUUAUGCACAGACUAAACAUUGCCAAGUGAUUUUAUAGAACACAGGAUAUCCCUCAUUUUAUUUGUUCCAAGAUAAUAUUACUUGUUAAUAAAUAUGUAUGAACUCA